Messenger RNA from Doryrhamphus excisus (bluestripe pipefish), 704 nucleotides. RefSeq names its product insulin-like 5a (gene insl5a). Gene Ontology annotation, molecular function: G protein-coupled receptor binding; hormone activity. Gene Ontology annotation, cellular component: extracellular region. NCBI's taxonomy places the organism in Eukaryota, Metazoa, Chordata, Actinopteri, Syngnathiformes, Syngnathidae. The record is from RefSeq and is a predicted model, not a curated record.
UGUACGGGUAUAUAGCGGGGAGAGCAGACAGAGCAGUCAAAGUUUGCGGCAGAAUCCAGAAGAGAGAUUUAAAAAAAAACAAAAAAAAACAUUUUAGUUAUCCAGGAUGCGAGUUUUGUUGGUCUUGCCUCUGCUGAUGUGCGCCGCCGUAUGCUGCGUGGACAGGGCCAGGGCGGAAGUGAAGGCGGUGAAAUUGUGUGGCCGAGAGUUGAUGAGGGCUGUGGUGUACACCUGUGGAGGAUCCCGCUGGAGGAGGUUCCUCACAGAGUCAGACAUGGAUGGUCUAUCCAGAGAUGAGAACAGUUUGGAAAGUUUGCCCAGCAUGAAAAGUUACCCAGGCUCAGACUUGAUCAGACGGGACAUAAACAACAUCCUGUCCACAGUCUGCUGCCAGGUGGGAUGCAGGAAGAGCGACCUCACCUUCCUGUGCUGAGCACCACCACGGACCACAAACAAAUGAGUCCCAACUUAAUAGAAUGCAAAUAUAAAUCACAGCACUUAGACAACAUGAUCGCUAUAGCAACUAGAAUGUGUUGUUUUUUUACAAUAUAAAGUAUGUCUUAUGUGUUAGGGGAGUUUAAAUUAAAUGUAGAUGUGAAUCACUAGAAUAACGUAUCUGAUAUUAAAGAUUUGUUCAACAAUAUCUUUUUUUUUGUUUUUUAACGUAAACCAAAUAAAGAACAGGAACUCAGGGAAAGUAGUUA